CGCUUACGAGACAUUUUAUCUGUAUUGUGGUGCAUUUACAAGCUGUCGUAUUGUUUGACGUUGGUCAUUUAGGUUUGUUUAUUGCUUUUAAACAUAAAUUAAUUGACGCAGCUUACGUACACGUUCGCUAACUUUCUAGAAGUAGCUACUCGUACUUUUCUUUGCAGUGUUUUCUCCGGGAGUUGAACUUUCUCAGAGUUAAAGUCAGUUUUUUCGUUCAGGAGUGAAACAUGAUGAACAACAGUCAGAUGGAGGAUGAAGACUUCCCUCCUCUGCCUCCUCCUCUGUCUCCGGGACAGGGAGGACAGGACCAUGGGAACCUGUUCACGGACGGGGACGAGGGAGAAGUUUCCAAACUGGCCGACGUCCCUGCAGCCAAAAGGAGAGGAGUGAAGAGACCACAGCCCAAACUGGACUCUCAGAGGCUGACGUCAGAACGAGGACUUCCUGCUCUUCGAACCCUGUUUGAAAACGUCCGUUUUAAAGGAAAAGGCCACGAGGCUGAAGAUCUGCAGCUGCUGAUGCAGAAGAUGGAGAACUGGGCCCACAGGCUUUACCCGAAACUCCAGUUUGAAGACUUCAUCAGUAAAGUGGAGAAACUGGGCGGCAAAAAGGACGUACAGACUUGUCUGAAACGCAUCCGUCUGGACAUGCCGCUGACGCAUGACGACUUCAUGGUUACAGAAGGUGACGAGGAGGCGGAGCCAGAGGCCUUCAGAGAACCUGAUCCAUUCGGUGACCUACAGGGACCCGUCCACUCCACCCCAGCUCCUCCUGCUCCUCCUGCUCCUCCUCAUCACUCCCCGGCUGCUCCCUCUCUGACCGAGGAGCAACGUCUUCGCAUGGAGCUGAACCGGCAGCGAGCUCUGGAGAGGAGGCUCGCACGCCAGAGGCAGGAGACGGACUCUCAGACCGUCCUCACGUCCUCGAUACAGAACGAAUCCAGUUCCUCUACGGACGUCCUCAACGUCUCCGGAGACCAGGAAGGGACGGUGGAGACAAACGGUGGCAGCAGCUGCACUCAGCCGCUCAGCCAACGUCCUCCCACAGACCCUGAGCCUCUAUCAGAGCCCACUGAGCGCGCUCAGACCGCCUCUGACCCAGAGCCCACCGAGCGCGAUCAGACCGCGUCUGACCCAGAGCCCACUGAGCGCGCUCAGACCGCCUCUGACCCAGAGCCCACUGAGCGCGCUCAGACCGCCUCUGACUCAGAGCCCACUGAGCGCGCUCAGACCGCCUCCAAGCCUACAGAGGACAUUCAGAAUGUGCACAACUCAGAGCCCACUGAGCACGCUCAGACCGACUUGGAGCCCACUGAGCACGCUCAGACCGACUUGGAGCCCACUGAGCACGCUCAGACCAUCAUUGAGGACGGAGACUAAACACUUCACUUGAAUAUUUGUUUAGUUCCUGCUGCUGUUUGUUUGUUUUCUUUCAUAAAUGUAAAUGUAAUUCAUCAAUAAAUGUUUAAUUCAAUGUGUUGAAAAAAAUA
Molecule: messenger RNA, 1492 nt
Organism: Mugil cephalus (flathead mullet)
Lineage: Eukaryota; Metazoa; Chordata; Actinopteri; Mugiliformes; Mugilidae
Gene: tipin
Product: timeless interacting protein
Exons: 8
Coding region: 231-1382 (383 amino acids)
Biological process (GO): replication fork arrest; replication fork processing; DNA damage response
Cellular component (GO): nucleus; replication fork protection complex
Molecular function (GO): DNA binding
Source: RefSeq, a predicted model, not a curated record